Molecule: messenger RNA, 1692 nt
Organism: Asparagus officinalis (garden asparagus)
Lineage: Eukaryota; Viridiplantae; Streptophyta; Magnoliopsida; Asparagales; Asparagaceae
Product: protein RETICULATA-RELATED 1, chloroplastic-like
Exons: 8
Coding region: 121-1269 (382 amino acids)
Biological process (GO): plant organ development
Cellular component (GO): chloroplast inner membrane
Source: RefSeq, a predicted model, not a curated record
ACUAAUCUCUCUCUCUUCGCCGCCACCUCUCUCAAACUCCGAAGGGAAUAUUCAUUCAUCGAAAGAAAGGGGGGACGAGAAAGAAAAACAAAAGCUGGUCGAGAUCAAUUGGAGCCAUCAAUGGCGUUCUCCUGCUCCCAUUUCUCUUCUUCCUGCUUCAAAUCUAACGGUUCCCCUCCAUCCGUCAGCGAUUCUAAGCUCCCAACCAAUCUCCAUACCUCCAUCCGGCUCCCUCUCACUCGGUCCCUCUUUCCUCUCACCAUCAGGGCUCAAAACCCUAAUCGGACCUCCGGAACCCUAAUUUUGUCUGCAGGCGGAAAUGACAACCUCCCUCCCCCUAACGAUGGCGGAGGUAAUGGCGGCGGCGGAGGCGACGACGAGGACGAUUAUGAGGAAGCUGAGUUCGGCCCGAUAAUGAAGUUUGAGGAGGUGAUGAAAGAGGCGGAGGCUCGAGGGGCGACGCUGCCUAAUGAUAUGUUGGAGGCAGCCAAAUCCGUGGGAAUUCGGAGGUUGCUUCUUCUUAGAUAUCUAGAUUUGCAGGGGUCGGUUUGGCCUCUUGGGAUGUUGAUGAGGUCGUGUUCCAUGCUGCGGGAUCGAAUGCUGGCGGAUCCCUCGUUUCUUUUUAAAGUUGGCACUGAGAUAGUUAUAGACUCUUGCUGUGCAACAUUUGCUGAGGUCCAAAAGAGGGGGAAGGAUUUCUGGGCAGAGUUUGAGCUGUAUGCAGCUGAUCUUUUGGUGGGAAUUGUUGUGGACAUUGCCUUGGUUGGUAUGUUGGCACCUUAUGCACGUAUAGGAAAGCCUUCUGUGAAGUCAGGUUUCUUUGCUUCCAUGGCGCGAGCUUGUAAUUCUCUUCCUAGCAGUGUCUUCGAAGCUGAAAGGCCAGGAUGUAAAUUUUCUGUUCAACAAAGGAUCGGAACGUACUUUUACAAGGGAGUUUUGUAUGGUACAGUUGGAUUUGUAUGUGGUAUUGUAGGCCAAGGCAUCGCUAAUUUGAUUAUGACUGCAAAGCGGAGUGUCAAGAAAUCAGAAGAGGAUGUGCCAGUUCCACCUCUUGUGAAAAGUGCUGCACUUUGGGGUGUAUUUCUCGCGGUUUCUUCCAAUACUCGGUACCAGGUCAUUAAUGGGCUGGAGCGAGUUGUUGAAGCAUCACCUCUGGCCAAAAACAUCCCACCUAUCGCGAUGGCUUUCACAGUUGGUGUACGGUUUGCCAACAACAUUUAUGGCGGUAUGCAGUUUGUGGAUUGGGCUCGUCUGAGUGGGGUGCAGUGAUGAUUAUGCAGGAUUAUUCCAAGCCACGGGUGGCUACUGGCGAGGUCAUUAUAGCCUAGUCCACGGUUUGAGAAGCAGACAUUUUUGGUUCUACUUCUCCUGUGGUUGUUGAAAUACAAGUGACUGUUAGUUUUUAGCUCACCUAUUGAAAUUCUUUAAGCGACGGGCUUCAACUGCAGUUGGAUUAGGAUGUCAUACCUAGCAAGUUCUGUAUGCCGCAUCAUGUGGAAUUUCUUGGAAAGGGAAGAGAGUGCCGAAGGCUUUAUUUAUUUAUAGAUUCAGUAAUGUAUCAAAUAAGCAUCCGUGCUCAAUAUAUUUCCGCUGGUAUUCUUGCAACCGACUUGUUUAUUACUCUUUUUUUCUUUCAUGUAUUUUUUUGGCUGAAUAGUUAAUUGUGUUAAAAUUUGUGCUUAUUGUUUAGCA